AUGCACAUCUUAGUGGUCAACGACGAUGGGCCACCGAGCUCGCAGUCGUCACCCUACGUGCACACCUUGGUCCGCGAGCUACAAGGCGCCGGCCACACCGUCUCAGUCUGCCUGCCGCACACGCAGCGCUCGUGGAUAGGUAAGGCGCACCUGAUCGGUCAGACCGUGAAGGCGACGUACUACCGCCCACCCCCGCCGCCCGCCCACCCGGCCGGCCUUGUGUUCGAUAAGGACGUGCCCGAGAGCCAGGGCAGCACGCACAAGCGGCCCACCACUACGGGGGACGAGGAGUGGGUGCUCGUGGACGGCACGCCGGCCUCGUGCGUCCAGAUCGGCCUCCACCACUUGUUUGCCGACCGCGGCAAGAUCGACCUCGUGCUCAGCGGGCCAAACUACGGCCGCAACACCACGGCGCUCUUUGCGCUGAGCUCGGGCACGCUGGGCGGCGCGCUCGAGGGUGCCGCCUGCAGGGUGCCGUCUAUCGCGCUGUCAUACGCCUUCUUCACGAGGAACCACGACCCGGAGAUCGUGGCAGGGGCGUCGAGGCACGCCGUCCGCGUCGUCGAGGCCCUGGUCAGGCAGUGGCCGCAGGACGGGAGCGUCGACCUCUACAGCGUCAACAUCCCGCUCGUUGAGGGCGUCGAGAAGGCCCGCACGCUCUGGACACCCAUGCUACAGAACUACUGGGCCGACGGCGGUUGCUUCACGGCUGUGGAGGGCUCUGGGGACGAGGACGAGGACGACACCGAGGCGAGGAUCAGGGAGGGCGCCGGAGGUGAAGCUGCGGUUUCUUCGAGCGACGGCGCUGCGCAGAACGGUAAGGGGGCCGUCGGCGGCGGCGAGGGCAACACCCCUGCGAGAACACACAAGCAUUUCAAGUGGCAGCCUAGAUUUACGGAUGUCUACAAGAGUGUAGAGGAUGCGCCGCCGGGUAACGACGGAUGGGCGGUCAAGGAAGGCCAUACGAGGCCAAUUUUUGGCAAGCCGCGACACAUCUACACGGGCAAGAUCUUAAGCUUUGCGUUGUUACCCAUUAGGCCAGUAUUGGAAUCUCACGAGGUCAUCAAAACACUUCCCACCCGUUCGGGUACCGAAAGCUGUUCGGCAGCAGCUCAAGAAUCUGUCAAUACGUCUCCGGUGAGCGACAAAGGGGCGCAAGAUUCGCAGGUCAUUGACAUGCUGCAUGCUCUGAUUGCCUACGACGAUCCUUACGUCCAGCCUCUAAUACUCGAUGCAUUGGGAUCCUUACUACCUAGUGAUCGGUACUGCUUGAUAGAUGCACCGGAGCAGCAACCCGAAGACAAAGACAAGGCAGUUUCACUGGAAAGUCUCAUCCCCGGAGACGGGACAAAGGCACUUCAAGUCGCCUCUUACGAGGCAAUAGAUUUUGACUACGCAGCCGAGCAUCAAAAUUCAGUCGUCAUCAACAGCUACAAGUUCCGAAAGGCCCUGAUACGCAAGCACUUUCUCGCCACGACGGUCGAGAACUGGGUCAUAAAGCACCCGGAUUCGAUAUUAGCCCGGCACGUCAAGCCCAGCACAUCGUUCGAGGUCGACUACGCCGAGUUCCUAGACGACGCGCUCGUCGAGGCCUGGGACCUGCGGGCGAGCCUGGAAAACCAAGACAGGAGGGAGUGGUGGAUCCUCAAGCCCAGCAUGAGCGACCGCGGCCAGGGGAUCCGGCUGUUCAGCACGAUGGAGGAGCUGCAGGGCAUCUUUGACGAGUGGGACGUGGACACUGACGACGAGGACGACGAGGCAGACGGCAUCAUGGCGGCGCACCUACGACACUUUGUGGCGCAGCCCUACAUCGACCCACCGCUGCUGCUGCCCGACGACGGUCGCAAGUUCCACAUACGCACCUACGUCUUGUGCGUCGGCGCCAUGAAGGUUUACGUUUACCGCGAGAUGCUCGCCCUCUUCGCGGGCAGGGAAUAUCGUGCACCGUCCUCGGACGAGGGGGAGCUGGACGCGCACCUCACCAACACCUGCCUGCAGCAUGAGACUACUGCCGCUUCUGCUAGCGCCAGCGGUGGCGCCAAGGAAGGGGGCGAGGCCCCUCCUUCUCCUCCUCCCCCGCUCGUGCGAAAGUUUUGGGACCUGCCAGAGGUGCUGGUCGAGGGCAGGACGGACGUCAGCAAGGGCUCGAUAUUCUCGCAGAUCUGCGAGGUGACCGGGGCCGUGUUCGAGGCCGCGGCCAGGGGCAUGCCGAUGCACUUCUCGCCGCUCGCCAACGCGUUCGAGGUCUUUGGGGUCGACUUCCUCGUCGACGCCCAGGGGGUGGCCUGGCUGCUCGAGGUGAACUCGUUUCCGGACUUCAAGCAGACCGGGGACGAGCUCCGAGACGAUGUGGUUGCGGAACUGUGGAGGCAGGUGCUGCGCCUUGCCGUCGUCGAGGGUGGCCCGUUGAGGUUGGGAGCAAAACGGGAUCGUGACCAUGAUGGACAUGACGAUGAUGAUGCUACUGAGACACACUCGGCGGCGGCUGGCGGCGCCAAGAUGGUUCUCGUGAAGGAUGUCGAUCUUGGCAAAGAGGGCCUCUUGGGCUUUCUCGGGUGA
This is a messenger RNA of Pyricularia pennisetigena, 2559 nucleotides long. RefSeq lists its product as uncharacterized. Bases 1 to 2559 code for a protein of 852 amino acids. NCBI's taxonomy places the organism in Eukaryota, Fungi, Ascomycota, Sordariomycetes, Magnaporthales, Pyriculariaceae. The record is from RefSeq and is a predicted model, not a curated record. Gene Ontology annotation, molecular function: hydrolase activity. The transcript has 3 exons. Gene Ontology annotation, cellular component: P-body. Gene Ontology annotation, biological process: protein modification process.